AUGAGGUGCCAUCGUCUCAUCACCGGGAACAUCUCCCUCGCCCUCAAUGUGGAGCUAAUUAAAGGGACAUCUCAGAACAUCGGGCUGAUCCUGGUGCAGGCCAGAGACGGAGACACGGGACACAUCUGCGUGGAGUCAGUCAUGCCAAAUUCCCCCGCGGCCGGCACCGACCUGAAGAAGGGCGAUCGUCUGAUUGCCAUCGGAGGGAUGAAGGUGACCUCCUCGGUGCAUGCCUUCAAGCUCAUCAAGCAAGCCGGGGACAGAGUGCUGCUCUACUACCAGAGGCCGGCGGGUCAGAACCAAGGUGGAGGCGGCCUCCAGGAGCACAUGGGAACGUUGGAGGACGCAGCUUUCCCGCAGACCUUUGAGGACGACCCAGCGGGUCUCUUGAUGGAUCCUGAAAACAAAGAAUUGGAUUCUGAGUUUGAGGACUUGGCGAGCGAGGUCCGACCUCCCGGGGAGACCAAAGAUGACACCUUCCUGCCAGUGACUCGGAGCCCAAAGCGGCUGGUGGGAAACCUUUCCACAAAGUCUCUGGGGUCCAUCUCCCCCGUUCUGAGCCGCAAACCCAAUUCGGCGAGUAACCAAACGGCGGCAACAAAGACUCCGGCAAAACCGGGGAAAACGGGCCCGCCGGAGAACCAAGAACCCGCCCAACUCAACAGAACCUCUUCCGCAUCGGGUGUCAAGCCUCCGGUGCCCCCCAGACCACAAGUAAAGCUGACCUUGACCACCUGCGACACUCUGAAUCCUGUGGAGCUCGGCGAGCCCCCCCCUGAUAAAGCGGACAAAGCUCCUCCCACCUCGCUGAAUGGCGACAAGCCAACCGAAAAAUCUGGCAAGCUUCCAGAGGUCGGUGAGGAGCACGCCAUUCAGAAACCCAACUCCUCGAAGCCAGAGCCAGCCAAGGACCGGACCUCGGAAGGUUCCACCGGUACCAGGGAGAGCUUAGAAGACCAGUAUGUGUGGGAAUCUCCGGAGACCUUGUACCGGGGUCGGCAAGGCCGGUGGACAAGGGCCUCUUCCAUUUUUGAUAUCGAGAACCACCACAGAUAUCUGAACGUGGCCCUUUGGUGCCGAGACACUUUUAAGAGCGGCAGCCUGUGUUGCGUCGGGCACGUCAGCAUCAAACUAGAAGACAUUUCUCUCGAAUGCCUUUCCACCUCCUCUCUGGAGUACCACAUGCGGUUCCGGCUCAACGCCCCGGAACCCAAAGCCAACGUCAGCAGAACCGCGUUGAGGAGCUUGACCACGCACAAGGGCUUCAAUGAGAAGCUCUGCUACGGGGACGUCACGUUGAACUUCAAGUACCUGACGGAAGGCGAGUCUGAGAACUCCAGCCUUCUUCUAGAGAAGGACGCCAUUUACACCGAAGACGCGACCACGCUCCCAAAAGACGACUUCCCCCCCACCGCCGCCGCCAUGACUUUUUCUGAAUCCAAACAUAAUUUCCAAGACACUCAGUUCCAGAACUCCACCUUGUGUGAUCACUGUAAGAGGAAGGUGUGGACCAAAGCGGCGUCGCAGUGCAUGACCUGCGGCUACGUCUGCCAUAAGAAAUGCCAGGAGAAGUGCCUGGCCGAGAACCCGUUCUGCGUGUCUCUGGAGAGGAGACCCGACCUGGAGUCCAAGUCUGUAGGAAACCGAACUGCCGGCAUCACCAGACACAUCAUCAACACCACCACCCGCGUCUGGAACCUGAGACCGGCACCCCGGACGCGGCAGCCGGAACCAGGCUCCGACCCGGUAGAGCCUUCCCCGAAGCAGACCCCAAACACUUCGGACAACGAGAGCAGCGACACCGAGACCGGCGGCGCCAACAGCCCCUCCAAGCGCUCCAGCGGCGGCUCCUCCAAAUUAGUCCGCCGAGAGGGGGGAUUGGACGACAGCGUCUUCAUCGCCGUCAAGGAGAUAGGCCGCGAUCUCUACCGAGGUUUGCCGACCGACGAGAGGAUACAGAAGUUGGAGUUCAUGUUGGAUAAGCUUCAGAACGAGAUCGACCUGGAACUGGAACACAACAAUUCUCUGGUGAAGGAAGAGCGAGAGUCCGCGGAGGCCAGGAGGAAAGCCCUCUUGUCGGCGGCGCUGUCCAAGUCCGGGGAGAGGCUGCAGGCCCUCACGCUGCUCAUGAUCCAUUACCGGGCCGGCAUUGAGGACAUCGAGUCUCUGGAGAACUCGUCUUUGGCUCAGCCCAGGAAAACGGCCAAGUAUGAAGAAGAAUCGGCGGCGGUGUCCGAAGCCGCCGGCAACGAGGAGGACGAUGACGAUGAUGCGCCGCUGGAGAUGAAGGCAAAUCCGAGUGACCCCGCCGAGGAUAACCCGCCGGAGGCCCCGGAGGCGGAGUAG
Messenger RNA from Nanorana parkeri, 2346 nucleotides. Its product is annotated as PDZ domain-containing protein 8-like. Gene Ontology annotation, biological process: mitochondrial calcium ion homeostasis. Gene Ontology annotation, cellular component: mitochondria-associated endoplasmic reticulum membrane contact site. Bases 1 to 2346 code for a protein of 781 amino acids. Gene Ontology annotation, molecular function: protein binding. The transcript has 3 exons. The record is from RefSeq and is a predicted model, not a curated record. NCBI's taxonomy places the organism in Eukaryota, Metazoa, Chordata, Amphibia, Anura, Dicroglossidae.